Messenger RNA from Monosiga brevicollis MX1, 675 nucleotides. RefSeq lists its product as uncharacterized. The record is from RefSeq and is a predicted model, not a curated record. Gene Ontology annotation, molecular function: signaling receptor activity. Lineage: Eukaryota; Choanoflagellata; Craspedida; Salpingoecidae. The transcript is spliced from 7 exons. Bases 1 to 675 code for a protein of 224 amino acids.
AUGGCUCGGAACUGCCUUUGGCUCGGGACGUUGGCCCUCGCCCUGACCCCAAUCCAGGGUCUUGUACCAGUUUGGAAGCGCUUCCCUGGCGGUGCACGCUACGAGUACGGCCUCGAUCCCGUGGUACAGGAUUGGGUGGAGGCUGGCCGCAGUUGCAUCGAGCAAGGCGGUUCCCUUGCCUCGAUUCACAGCCUGGCACAGAAUGACUGGAUCUUUCAAGCACUGCUAGACGGCGAUGCGUCGGAUAUGGCCUGGCUAGGCGGCUACGACAAUUUUGGUCCAGACAUUUUGCCCACGGAAGACCGUGAAUUCCACUGGCUCGAUGGCUCGCCCUUUGACUUUUCCAUCUGGCAACCCAGCGAGGAGCGCCAAAAUCGUCGACAGCCCGUCAUUGCCAUGGGUUCAUCGCACGAGGUGCAAGGCCCGCGGCCAGACGAGGCAGUGUGCAAUUUGCUCCAGCUCAUGCGACUCACCCGCAAGGUGGCUGGAAUGAUCUUCCGCCUGGAGCCAACCGACGAGGCAUCUGCCAGCGCGAACGUCAGUGAUCCGCUCUGUCCGUUUAGUUUUGCCAUGUGUGAUGUGUUGGACCAAUGUCUUGGCAUCUAUACCGAUUGCCGCGAUGGGGUGCGUAGCUUUGUUUCAGGCGGGCAGGACCAGGCUAGGCGCUGCUGUUAA